Aspergillus japonicus CBS 114.51 is the source of this 1305-nucleotide messenger RNA. Its product is annotated as P-loop containing nucleoside triphosphate hydrolase protein. The record is from RefSeq and is a predicted model, not a curated record. Gene Ontology annotation, cellular component: cytoplasm. The transcript has a single exon. NCBI's taxonomy places the organism in Eukaryota, Fungi, Ascomycota, Eurotiomycetes, Eurotiales, Aspergillaceae. Bases 163 to 1143 code for a protein of 326 amino acids.
CAACACCAACACCAACACCAACUUCCCUCGGUCGCAUUUCAUCAAUAUUGAUCGCAUUGGCUGGUGGAGCAUGUGUCUUGGUUUCUUGUCCAUUGCUCUAUACAUAUAGAAUCUACCCUCCUCCUUCGCCCCCCUCCUCGCGCGCUCGCAACAUCGCCCACCAUGAUCCCCGAGCAGACUAUUGACCGGCUCUUGGCCCACGUCCGUCCCCACAUCCAACGCCAUGUCGACCAGCAGGCCUCAUCCUCCAGCCAACGGAAGCCCUUCAUCCUGGCCCUGACCGGUCUACAAGGCAGCGGCAAGACCACCUGGACCUCCGCCAUUGUGCGGUCCCUGAACGAGAAACACCACUUCCGCACCAUCAACGUCUCCCUCGACGACUUCUACCUGCCGCACGAGGGCCUGGUGCGCCUGCGCCAGACCAACCCGGCCAAUGCCCUGCUCAAGAUGCGCGGCCAGCCCGGCACGCACGACACCGCGCUGGUCCGCGAGUUCUUCGACAGCUUGACCGUCACCCCGGAGACUUCUCCGCGCGAGGUCUGCAUCCCCGAGUUCGACAAGAGCCGCUUCCACGGCGAAGGCGACCGCGUGCCCCGCGACGAGUGGCGCCGCGUCCCCGUCUCGCUGGAAUCGCCGGUGGACGUGCUAGUGCUGGAAGGCUGGUGCGUGGGGUUCCAGCCGCUGAGCGAGCAGGCCAUCGAGGCCAAGUGGACGGCGGCCCAGGCGCAUCCCCCCGCGUCAGGGCCAGAUUCGGAGUCUGGAUUCCCCACGCAAACCCUGCAGAACCACGAGCUGGCCAGCUACUUCACCAUCAACGCCAGCCUACGCAACUACUGCGACAUGUUCAUGGGGCCCCAGCACCUGGACUUCCUGGUGCACCUCGACACCGACGAUCUGGCCAACGUCUACCGCUGGCGCAUGCAGCAGGAACACGCCCUGCGGCGGGUGAAGAACCAGGGCAUGACGGACGAGGAGGUCAUCGCGUUCGUGAAGGGGUACAUGCCGGCCUACGAGCUGUAUCUGGAUGAAGUGCGCGAGGGGAUCUUCCGGGGAGUGUCGGAAGAGGAGCGUUUACGCAAGGGCCAGGCGAGAGUGGUGCUGGGGCAGGAUCGGACUGUACUGGAUAUUGUUGGGUAUAGCUAGAUUGUGCCGGACCAGUGCCAUUGGACCUCGCUGGUUGAAGUCCUCAGACCACAACGAGAUAUGGAAUACUUUAUGAAUACCAUGGAUGAUGUACUGUACAAGAAAGGGGCCCGGAGUGACUGCCUGAGGUGUCAGGCACCAAGCACCGCUUCACCUCGGCAA